AUGGCUGCUGUAAUCACUGGUUUUUCAAGAACUGCCCAAAGAGGUGGGAUUUUAAAGAGGGGUUAUAGUCCUGAUAUUUUUACUUUUACUUCAUUGAUUAAUGGGUUGUUUAUGGAAGGCAAGAUUAGUGAUGCAGUAGGGUUGCUCAAUAAAAUUAUUCAACUGGGUGGCGCUUCGGCUGCACGAAGAAGCAGGGAACAUGAAUGGAAGGCGCUUUGUAAGGAUGGGAAGACCAAUGUAGCGAGUGGGUUGUUGAACUUGAUGAUUCAGAGGGGUGAAGAGCCCGAUUCUUUUACAUAUAACACGUUGCUAAACGGAUACUGCUUGGAGAAUAAGAUUGAUGAUGCAAGGGAGUUGUUUGCUAUCAUGGAGGCUAAAGGCCAUAAGAGAGAUGUUGUAUGCUACAACGUGUUAAUUAAUGGGUAUUGCAAGUGUCAAAAACUGGAGGAGGCCAUGAGGCUUUUCAAACAAAUGAUUUGUGAAGAAUACAAGCCAACAAUAAUUACACUCAAUACCAUGUUGAUGGGUUUAUUUCAAGUAGGUAAAGUUGAGGUUGCACGGGGACUUUUUUCAAAGAUGAAAGUCUAUGAAGUGACUCCGGAUUCUACUACCUGUAAUAUAUUAUUGGAUGGAUUUUUCAAAAAUAAUUGCCUUGCACAGGCAAUGGAUCUGUUUUACAAUUUGGAAAGAUCUGGUUUUGUUCUUGAUAUUGAAACCUACAGUUGUGUCCUUGAUGGAUUGUGUAAAGCGGGAAAGCUCGAUUCCGCUACUGAGCUAUUUGAGAGGUCCCGUAAGAGUUUGGUACCAACGACAGUUACAUAUAACAUCAUGAUUCACGGAUUUUGUAAAACUGGAAAAAUGGAAGGGGCAUAUAAUUUGUUUAUGGAGAUGGAAGAGAAAGAGCCUAGAAGUGAAAUAAGCCCUUUCAUUUUUGAGCUCGGUUAA
Messenger RNA from Fraxinus pennsylvanica, 945 nucleotides. The record is from the annotation of a GenBank genome assembly. Lineage: Eukaryota; Viridiplantae; Streptophyta; Magnoliopsida; Lamiales; Oleaceae.